This is a messenger RNA of Megachile rotundata (alfalfa leafcutting bee), 4353 nucleotides long. Its product is annotated as ribosome biogenesis protein WDR12 homolog. Gene Ontology annotation, molecular function: protein binding. NCBI's taxonomy places the organism in Eukaryota, Metazoa, Arthropoda, Insecta, Hymenoptera, Megachilidae. The record is from RefSeq and is a predicted model, not a curated record. Gene Ontology annotation, biological process: ribosome biogenesis.
UAUUAUAUAAUUCACGAUAUAUAUAUAGUUGUAUAGCUUUAUACAGUCAUAUAUAUAACUAACCUAACCCAGCCUAAUGUAAUCCAACCCAACCUAUACAUUCAUAGUUUACAGUGCAAUUAUAAGAAUUUUUGAAAAAUUAUGUAGAAUCAUUAAGGUGCCCUCAUCAGUCACCGCUGUGUGUACCGGCUAGGUACGGCAUUGGCAGCAAGCUGUGACGUCAACUGACGCAUGCGCAUAAAGCUCUCGCGUGAGAUAAAAUCUCACGACUGCCUUAGACUGUACUAAAGGGGCAUCUACUGAAGUUAGCCGAGUUGCGUAAAACAAGAAUAGCCUUUUACGAAACGGUGUUCAAUGAUUUGAAAAGAGAUAAUCGAUAACAGAAUGUCGAACUUCAAAUAAGUCGAUUCUUCGAAUCGAUGAUUUGCGUUGUGAAAGCAGUAUGUUUAAAAUGUAGUGUACACGUGUGAUUGUGUAGUUUGCAAAUUAUAUGAAAAAUAUAACUUACGCGAAUAGUAGGAAAGCUGAAAUGGCUAAUACAAGCUUAAAUAGUAGUGCUCCACAGAUACAAAUAAGAUUUAUUACGAAACAAGAACAAUAUGCUGUACCAGAUUUCCCUCUAUCUGUUCACACGUCUAUCGUAUCGAGUGAACUGAAUACUCUUGUAAAUGAACUACUGAAAGAAUCUACUGAUAUCAAAAAUGACAUAGAAUUUGAUUUUUUGAUAUGCUCUCAAUUUCUACGUGGUUCAUUAUCCGAGCACAUAGCAGAGAAAAAUAUUUCUACAGAAGAGGUGAUAAAUGUUGAAUAUGUUGAGAAAUAUCCUCCACCAGAACCUCAGGACUGUCUUAUACAUGAUGAUUGGGUGGCUGCAGUGGACGUGUGUGAAAAAUGGAUACUGACAGGUUGCUAUGAUAAUACAUUACAUAUUUGGACAUCAAAAGGAAAACAUCAUCUUGUAAUUCCUGGACAUACAUCACCUAUCAAAGCAGUUGCAUGGAUCUCUUUGAAUAAUGACACUGCCAGUUUUGUUAGCGCUUCGCAGGAUCAAACAGCUAUAAUAUGGGACUGGAAUAUUGUAGAAAAUUCAGUAGAUUGUAUACAUAUAUGCAGAGGACAUGAACGUGGCCUCGAGGCUGUCAGUGUGAACUAUGACAAAACAACAAUAGCAACUGGAGCAUGGGACACAAUGCUAAAAAUCUGGUCUACAUCUAAUCAAGAUGAAAAUGAAGAUGGUGAAUCUACUUCGAAAAGAUUGAAGUCGGAACACGGUAAAACAAGGGUACCUAAAAGAACUAUGAAAGGGCACAAAGAAGCCAUUAGCAGUGUCGUAUGGUCAGAUAAAACGGAACUUAUAACGGCUUCGUGGGAUCAUACGAUAAAACUAUGGGAUUCAGAAUUGGGAGGGAUUAAACAUGAACUUGCUGGCAAUAAAAGUUUCUUUGACCUUGAUUAUUCUCUAUUAAGCCGUGCCAUUAUAGCAGCGUCCGCCGAUAGACACAUCAGAUUAUAUGAUCCGAGAUCUACAGAGGGAACGCUUGUAAAAUCAGUAUUCACUUCCCACACCCAAUGGGUGCAAUCCGUGAGAUGGUCUCCCGUGGACGAAAAUCUUUUUAUUUCAGGAGCAUACGAUAACGACAUGAAACUUUGGGAUACCAGAAGUCCUAAGGCACCGUUAUUCGACCUUUCCGGACACGAAGACAAAGUGUUAUGUUGCAACUGGUCGAAUCCAAAAUUCAUGGUAUCCGGAGGCGCGGAUAAUACUGUAAGAAUAUUCAAGUCAAAAUCCGUUGUUCGUUAAUAAUAAAGUAGUACCUUACACAAAAUUUUGAACUACAAUACCACAAAGUCUCAUAUAUAGUGCAAAUUAAUAACAAUAGGCCUUUUUAAAUUAUUUUAAUAUUUAUUAUACUCUAAAUCAAACAAUGUAAUCGUCUAAAUGAAAUUCAAUAUAUCGACGUCGUUAAACAUAUCGAUCACAAAUUCCACGUGUUCACCGUAAAAUAAUCGAAACGAACAAUCUUAUUCUUAACUGCAACAACAUAUUUGAAAUAAACUUGAAUCGAAACGACGUAUAUAAAGCAACAACAAGUAUUUUCGUACGAAUAAAAAACACAUGUACAAAAACGAAAAAGGAAAACAUACGGUCCUAGCGAAAAAAUAUUUCAUCGUCUAUGAAAAAUCUUUGAACGUGAAAUCAAAAUUCGCACUUUUUAUUUCAAUGAGUUUCUUCUUAUGAUGUGUCUCUUUUUUUCUCUUUAAUUUUACCCUCGUAUUUUACAUUAUUAUAAAACCACCACUUAAUUGACAAAAGAGGAGAUCUAGUAAAUCGUUCGUACAUUGCCAGCACCUCGAUUCAUUUUUACCAUUUCCUAUUUCUCUUUUUUUUAAGGACUUCGAAUUAUUUUUAUUGCGCAUAAAUCAAAGCGUUUACUCAAAAUAGUACAAAUCGCAUUAGCGGUAAGGUGUUAAAAGUACUAUAAGAAAAAGACUCGUUACGUUCUACCGUAUUGCCAGAAUUGAACAAUGGCAUGUCAAUUGUUCAUGUGUGGACUCGUUACCUCGCAAGAAACAAUUCUACCGUCGGUUAAUAUAGAGGCGGACGCUGGAUGUAUUACACGAUAUAUUAGGAUAAUGUGGGGGGCUUAUCGUUCUAAUAUUUUACUUACAAAGGACAAUGUCGUUUCAGUCUAUUGCACAUGCUGUACCUCUACACAUUAGUGAAUAGUAUAAUUGUCGUUCACUGUUGUUCAAUGGAGAAAAACAUGACUUUUUUAUUUUUGUUUCAUCAUUUUAAUUCAUUAAGCUCUCUUUCAGCCCUAAAGGAUAUCAAGAAACGUCGCAGGGGCUUUGCUUCAACGUUGAAAAAGACAUUUACAAUAGUUCUGCUACUUGAUUCGACAGAAGGCAUAAGUGUUUUUCUUUUAGGUGUUUCUGGAAUACGUGUAAAUACAGCCACUGAUUUUCUUCUUUUGUACGAGAGUAAGUUUAUUUUACAGACUUUUACAGUUCAUUUGUUCCUUUGUCUCGCAGAUGUUGUUGUUGUUGCCCUCGAACAAAAGGAAAAAAGGAGAAAUGAAAAUAAUCGAUUGGAAAACAUUACGCAUUGCAACGAAAUCGUCCAACUCAUACGUAAGAGUAGCAAGAAAGAUAUCGAAGAAAUCAUAAUACAAUUUGGGGAUUCACUCUUGGUGUAUCAGAACCGAGGAAAGGAAAAAGAAAGUGAUUCGAAUAAAUCCCCAAAACAGAUCGUUUAUUGAUCAAAAAUAAGGGACGAUAAUAAUUAAGAAUUUGAUUCUUUCACUUUGAAUAUACCAAACCAUACUUGUAAGUAACUCUAAAAACUGUUCGGUGCACGCUCCCCCAUACAAAGUGUAGAAGAGUGACGUUUCAGAGCGUGCACACGCAGUGUGCAGUUUACAGUAACAGUGUGUCUUCUGCAGUCUGUGUCAUGUAAUAGGCAGAUGGUUUUUUUUUUAAAGUACGCAUUAUUUAAAUUAUGCAUACACCUACACACCACAUGCUCAGCUCGCACUUUCUCUCUCUCACUCUCUCACUCUCUCUCACAUUUUAUUUUCACUUUCUCUCACGUUCUCGUUCUUUUUUUUGUGUUUUUUUUUUUAUCAUUUUGCCAUUUUGCAUUUCUUCGUUUAUCUUUUUCUUUUCUUUUCUCGCUUUUUCUCUUUUUUUUCGUUUGUUUCUUUAGAAGACCCUAUCUAACCCCCACAUUAUCUCACACAAAGACUAGCGUUUUUAAACGAUCCAAAAUAAACUAAGGGCACUUUUAGUGGCGUAUGCCCUGUGUUCUUAUUUCGAGAUUUUUUUUCUUUCAUGAAAAAUCUAAUUCUGACCGUUGUUAAACUUUGUUGGUUUUUCCCUUUUUUUUGUUGUUUAUUACAGCACCUAUCGACUUCUAAGAGUCCCUAUUUCUUAACUAGCUAUGACACACUUGCCUUAAUCUAAAAAAAGUUCAUUACGUGCUAUGCCUCGCCAUCUUAAUGUAUUCGAACCUAUGUGUUCAUUUUUUUUCUUUUUUCUCCUUCAAUGUUAAUUCUCGUACGAUUGCGAGCUAACUUAAUGCUUCGACAUUAUUCUCUCUCUCUCUCUUUCUCUCUCGCAUUCUCUCCCCCAUUCUCAUCUUCUCUUUCUUUCUCUCUGAUUUACGAAACUCUGUUUUCAUAUUCAGAUUGGUCGCCCACCGCAUAACAAUAUAUCCUGGAGAGAAGAAACCAAAAUUAAUCAGACUGUAUGGUAUUUCGUUUUGGAGAAUUACAUAUGUUUUCGUCGAUAUCUUGUAACGCGAAGAGAUUCAAACGCGACGAAGAACAUGAGGAGAAAGAACAAAAAAAAAAA